Molecule: messenger RNA, 1185 nt
Organism: Colletotrichum spaethianum
Lineage: Eukaryota; Fungi; Ascomycota; Sordariomycetes; Glomerellales; Glomerellaceae
Exons: 3
Coding region: 1-1185 (394 amino acids)
Source: RefSeq, a predicted model, not a curated record
AUGGUUUCGGCUUUCCCGGUAAACAGGCAAACCUUUGUUGGGUUGAUCGCCUUCCUCUUCUUCCUGUGGACGCUGUCGACUUUUACCCAUUCAACGUCUACAACGCCAACACAUGUCACAGGAAACCAGCAGAGCCAACCGGACAGAAAGCCUGCGGACACACCCGACUACAGCUCGACAGAUAAGUCUAGGCCAGGCGCGGACAUCUCUCGGCCAGAACAGCCACCCCAAUAUUCACUCCCGCCAUGGUACGAGAACGAUAAGGAGAAAGCAGCGAGCGAGGCUUCCAAAACGUCGCCCAAUGUUGCACAACAUUCCACGAGCGCAGGUACAACAAAAGCUGGGAGCAAGAGCGAGCAUGCCGCAGCGUCAACCAAACCAGAAUCGUCCUCGCUCUCGAAAGCACACGACAGGCCUCUGAUCCUCUAUGCGUUCGCCGAAUCCGACGCCGCCCGCGAGAACCUCAAAUUCUUCGUCAACCAGGGCCUGCAUGAUGCCGCUGACUUCAUCUUCAUCCUCAACGGAGAGACGAACGUGACCGACACGAUUCCGGAGAAGAGCAACAUCAAAGUCAUUAGCCGUCCCAACACAUGCUUCGACCUCGGCGCGUAUGGCGAAGUCCUCCGUAAAGAUGACUUAUACAAGAAGUACAAGCGCUUCAUCACCAUGAACGCGAGUAUCCGUGGCCCGUUUCUUCCUCACUGGGCGCAAUCAUGCUGGAGUGACCUGUACCUCGGGCGUCUUACAAAUGAGGUCAAGUCCAUGAUCUGGGCCACGGACGAAACGGGCAUCGAUCUGCUCCUAAAUCCACCUCCGGGCUCCUCCGUAAAGGACCAGUUUGGCACCGAAAACGAUCCGGUUGGUUUGGGCGGCUGCUAUGACGGCUGGAACCAAGCCGUGCAUGCCGAGAUUGGCGCCACCAGCACGUUCUUGAAGCAAGGGUACAAGGUGGACCUGAUGAUGACGGCAUUUCAUAAGUCGAAGAAAUACAUCGAAGAGUGUGAUUCGUCGCAGAAUGGCGACGUCCUCUGGAACGGGAAGUACUUUGGGACGAAUGUCCAUCCUUACGAGACCAUCUUCAUCAAAGCCAACCGAGACAUCGACCCUACGCUCAUCGAACACCUGACGGCGUGGCAGCAAGCAUCGGGUUAUGACAGUUACUCGGCUUGCAAGGCAAGCUCAUGA